Molecule: messenger RNA, 972 nt
Organism: Mastomys coucha (southern multimammate mouse)
Lineage: Eukaryota; Metazoa; Chordata; Mammalia; Rodentia; Muridae
Product: zinc finger protein 431-like
Exons: 1
Coding region: 47-445 (132 amino acids)
Biological process (GO): regulation of DNA-templated transcription
Source: RefSeq, a predicted model, not a curated record
AACCUCUGAGCCUGACCGCACCAGACCCACACCAGACUGGCAGAGGAUGAUGGGACCUAGAGUGGAUGCAGUGAGUUAUGAAGAUGUGCAUGUGAACUUCACUCAGGAAGAAUGGAAUUUGCUGGAUCCUUCCCAAAAGAGUCUUUACAAAGAUGUGAUGCUGGAGACCUUCCAGAACCUCACUGUUAUAGGCUAUCGUUGGGAAGACCAUCAUAUUGGAGAACAUUGUCAAAGUUCCAGAAGACAUGAAAGGCAUGUAAGAAGUCAUACUAGAGAGAAACGAUAUGAAUGUAGUCAAUGUGGUAAAGCCUUUUCAUUUCUCAGUCAUCUCCAAUAUCAUAAAAGAAGACAUACUGGAGAUAAGCCGUAUGAAUGUAAUCAAUGUGGUAAAGCCUUUUCACAGAACAGUAGUCUCCAAUAUCAUAAAAGAAUACAUACUGGAUAGAAGCCUUAUGAAUGUAAUCAAUGUGGUAAAGCCUUUUCAUGUCAGAGUGGUCUCCAAUAUCAUAAAAUAACACAUACUGGAGAGAAGCCUUAUGAAUGCAAUCAAUGUGGUAAAGCCUUUUCACAAAAGAGUAAUCUCCAAUAUCAUAAAAGAACACAUACUAGAGAGAAGCCUUAUGAAUGUAAUCAAUGUGGUAAAACGUUUGCAAGACCCAGUCAUCUCCAAAGACAUAAAAGAACUCAUACUGGAAAGAAACCUUAAGAAUGUAGUCAUUGUGGUAAAGCCUAUUCACAAGGGAAAUGUCUCCAAAAACAUACACAUACUAGAAAGAAAUUUUAUGAAUGUAAUCAAGGUGGAAACAGCCUUUUCAUAAAGUUUUUGUCUCAAAAAUCGUAAAGACAACCAUUAUGGAAAGAAACUAUGAAUGUAGUCAAGGUGCUAACGCCUUCGCCUGUCUCACUAGUCUCCAUAACAUAAAAGAUCCCAUACUGUAAAGAAACUUCAUAAAUGUAAACAGUGUGGUAAAG